UUUUCUUGCUCAAUUUUUUUUUUCUCUCCACAAAGGGCAGGAGGAAAAAAAAAAAAAGAAAAGAAAGUAAAGACCAAAGAGUGGAGAAAAGUUUUGAUUAUUGUUUGGGCUGUCCCGUUUUCCUUCUUUAAUUUGGGCUACCAUUCUUUUGUUCUCCUCUCUUCCGUUACUGGGUUUAGGGUUUGAUCGAGAACGAUAAUUGAGGAGAGAUGAUAGACUUCGCUCGGGUUCAGAAGGAGCUACAAGAAUGUAGCAGAGAACAAGAUUCUUCGGGCAUUACGGUCUCUCCAAAAUCAGACAAUCUCGCUCGCUUGACUGGCAUCAUCCCUGGCCCCCUUGGCACUCCCUAUGAAGGAGGCUCCUUUGAAAUCGAUAUCACAUUGCCUGAUGGGUAUCCAUUUGAGCCUCCGAAAAUGAAAUUUGUGACCAAAGUUUGGCACCCGAACAUUAGUAGUCAAAGUGGGGCGAUAUGCCUGGAUAUAUUGAAGGACCAGUGGAGCCCUGCACUCACUCUUAAGACAGCUCUUCUUUCUGUCCAAGCUUUGCUUUCUGCUCCCGAACCUGAUGAUCCUCAAGAUGCUGUAGUAGCACAACAGUAUCUGAGAGAGUAUCAGACAUUUGUUGGUACAGCCCGUUACUGGACAGAAAGUUUUGCCAAGGCCUCUUCUUUAGGGAUCGAGGAAAAGGUGCAACGGCUUGUGGAAAUGGGUUUCGCCAAUGGUUUGGUGAGAAGUACUCUAGAAGCUGUUGGCGGUGACGAAAACCUAGCCCUUGAAAGGCUUUUAUCCAGCUGAUCUGCGCUGGAGCUACCAAUUGUUCGACUUCCUUUGAGUUAAUUUUCAUGUACCUGGUGAAUCUGAACACUAUACAAUGACACAAAGUAUUAUAUCUGAAUAUAAGGUGCUUAUUAACUUUUGCUGGA
Molecule: messenger RNA, 922 nt
Organism: Durio zibethinus
Lineage: Eukaryota; Viridiplantae; Streptophyta; Magnoliopsida; Malvales; Malvaceae
Product: ubiquitin-conjugating enzyme E2 27-like
Molecular function (GO): protein binding
Source: RefSeq, a predicted model, not a curated record